UUCCCAAGGAGAAAGCCGCAAAGAAAGAGGUCGCGUGUUCAGGAUCCUCCGAGAAAAACGCAGAAAAGCGCUGAGCUGUUAAGCUUUUUCUUCUGUUUUUUCGUGUUUACGUUUACGUCGAUCUAAGCGUGUAGAUGAGAGGCUUCACCCUGCGAACCGAGCCUACCCGGUACCGGACCCAGACAGAACCUGCCCCUACGCCUCAUGUGAUGGAGGCGAUGGACCACAACUAACUCAGAGUCCUCGGAGAUCGAGAUUGAGGCUGAGGUGGAGCAGAGGAGGUGCUUUUUGGGAAUGAGAGUCACCGAGCCACAAGAAGCGGCAGCGUGCAGGCCGGAUGAAAAAAAAUGGGGCUGCAGAUGUGGACACCAGCCGACCGCGACUGUGAGGGACCCGGUCCAAAGCCAUGCCAGAUGUGAGGUCUCCACCACCACGUGACUACCCCUCCACCGCAUCCUGCAUCGCCGCUCCGUUCGCCGGCUCAUCCGUGAGCUGCGCCCCCUCUCUAGUCAUAGACAUGGAACCCUGCAUCGCCAACCUCCUCCCAUCUCCCGACCCCCUCUCUGCCUUCCCCCGACACAGACAUGUUGCCCCCCACUAUCAUGGUCUUCAGGGGCCUGCGUUCCCGCUUGUGGCCAGGUGUAACAGCAGCACCCUGCUCAAUAACUUAGGUUGGAGGCAUUGCUCCGGAAGGCAAGGACCUCCAGGGAUGGUGUUGGAACAAAGACGGUCUCCAGACUGCUGCGUCCAAGCAGGAAGCAGCAGACCAUACAGGAGCAUGGAGAACCUGAACUCAAACUCUGUAUCUGAUUCAGGUCUGAGCUCCUCCAGCGCUCCUGCAUACAGGAGUGUGGACAGCGAGUUUAUUUUGCGCUGCACCUCCCAGAGUCACUGGUAUGAUGGGCCUCCGGAGGGAUCAGUGCUGGGGGGCCCGGGCCUGGUGCCCAACCCUGAAAGCCUGGCCUACUACCCUCGACAUGGACUCCCAAGAAAGGAUCUACCGCUCCUACCGCAGUUGCUUUUCCCUCGAGGUGUGGAUGAACUGGAUGCAAGGAAAGGCCUGAGGGAAAAGCUGCGCCUCCAGAGUGCAAGAUCCGGGAUAGAGCCUCUCAAGUCCCUCCCGUUACGGCCUCAUGUGACCACGGAUCCUGGGGAGGGGGUGCCUCAUCGUAAUUCAACACGGCCAGUGUGCGGAUUACGCAUAACCUGCCCAGAGGACAUCAAACAGGAGGUCCUAAGGCGACUUCAGCUGCGCCGGCAGAACAGCAGCCCAAACCUGGCGCUCCAUAGCACCCCACGCAGCCCCACAGUGCUUCACGCUUCCUACACGACCGACAACCUUUCAGGCAACAACAACGGACCUCAUUCUGUAUCGGAAUUCCAAAAAGGGCCUGUUGGCCGUCUUUACAUCCCGACCUUUGAGGAAUUUAAGAGGAUGAGGCAGAAGGGGAGGGAGCAGAACCCGGAGUCCACAGCAGGUUCUGGGGUACAAACCAAUCUAUCUCCUUCUGAGCACCCAUGUGGUCUACAGAUAGGGGACUCGGACGCAGACAAGAGCACAAGCGGAGUCACAUGCAACGGCGCCGCCACAAGCUCUCCAAUCCGCACGGGCCCAUCUCCUCGUUCGCCCCUGAAGGCCGAGGAUAGCACAACCCAGACAAGAUCUCUUCCAGCAGGUCCUGAUGAGGACGGUAACGGACGGCGCAGGAGGUGCAGUCUGGAACCAGCGGGGUCGGUUCCUUUCCCUCCCAGCAGGGCGAAUGGGGAACGCCCCUCCUCCUGCUGUCCGGCGCUACUUCUGGAGGGCACGGACCUAUCCAGUUACGGAGCUAAGAUCUACAAGAUGAAGGAUGGCCUCAUUGGAUCAGCUCUGGACCUCAUCAAGAAGAGCUGCAGUGCAGAGAUCUCCUCCGAGGCCCCCGUCAGGCUGUCAGCUGACCGGGUCGGAGACAUCGCCGCCCCCCGCGCCGGCCGUCAGCCCUCCGCCGUUGCCAUGGCAACCACGGCCACCACGGCCUGCGGAGGAGCCGAGGUUGGCGACGAGACGCCUGCAGCAGCGGGAGCCGCAGGAGGAGAAGAGGAGGAAGUGCGAGAAUGCAACACGGCGCUAGGCUGCAGGCGCUCCAGCUCGGAUGCCGCCUAUGAGCUGUCGCAGACGCUGAGGGCUCAGCGCGAGUGUCGCCUACGGCCGCACUACAGCGACCCCAUGCCGGCCGACGCCUCCAAGCGCAAACAGCUGGAGAUGAAGAUCGCUGCCGCCGCCCAUACCCACACUCAUCGGCGGGAACGAGACAGCGCUCCAGCAGCCCUCCGCGGCCACUCAGAGCCGCCAGGCGAGGAGCGGCAGGUGGGUUUGAGUGUCACCCGGACCAGGCAGCACCGCUGGAGUACCAUCAGCAGCCUGAGCGCAGACAGCGGCGUCGUGGGCCUCAGCGAUGAGCGCGAGGACGAGGACAGCGAGCCUCGGCGUCAGCGCCGCAGUCGCGGGGCCGAGGUGGAGCGGGUGGACAGCGGCAUCGGCCCGGGCUUGUCUCGCACCUGGAAAAGACCCUCCGCCUCACUCCGGAACUGGGACGUGCACAGACCGUGUCUGGACUGCGGGCGGCGGGACGAGACCUCCAGAGAGCGAGGAGCGAGCAUGUGCGAGCGAUGCUGCAAGCUGCGUACUGAGCGCAAAGAGGCUCUUCUGGAGUUUCUGAACACCGAGACGAGCUACGGCGAGGACCUUCGCAUCAUCAAGGAGGAGUUCUACUGCCCCAUGCAGAGCGCCGGGCUGCUGACUGCUGAUCAGCUAAAUGUGGUCUUUGCUAACGUCCAGGAGCUCAUAGACGUCAACGACCGCUUCACAGAGCACCUUCAGGACAGCAUCGACCAGGCCAUGGACCAGGGAGACGAGGAUCUGCUGACGGUGUCCAUCGGAGAGAUCUUUCUGGAGUUUGUCAACAUGCUUCCGGCCUUCCAGACCUACUGUCUGCAGCAGUCCACCUCGGUCAACAUGCUCAAUGCGCUGGAGAAGGAGAAAGAACUGCUCAGGAUCUUCCUGGAUGUUUCCCAGAAUGACAACACAGCACUGCGUCGAAUGAACCUGCGCUCCUUCCUCAUGGCGCCCCUCCAACGUGUCACCAAAUACCCACUCCUGCUGAGCCGGAUCAUCAAGGUGACUCCCGAGAACCACCCGGAAUUUGCACGUCUACGCGAGGCCAAGUGUCGCGUGGAAUCCCACCUGGAGCACAUCAACAUGAAGACCAAGCAGGAAGGCAACGGAGUCUCGUGGUCGCUGCGAUCUUUCCGUCGCGACAGCCGCAAGAAUCGGGAGGUCAUAAAUAUCGAGAUGCGAGAAGUGUCGAUGAAGACAGUCGGAUGGGCGAGGGAAAACACACGUUUCAUCAUGGAGGGGCCGAUCCAGCUUUCCCAACCGGCAGAUGGCCAAUGGGUGAAGAAGGGCACCAAGGCUCUGAAGUUCCAGAAUGUCCAGAGUCUUCUGAUGGUGAGGACACAACGGGCUCCAGACGGCCAGGGGCAGAGUUCCGAGCUGGGAGAGGGUGGCGGAGAAAGCAUCCAAGAUGGAGUUCUGGUUCUAAUCAAGGACAAGAGCAGCGGGAAAUUCGCCGUGAUGAGGGAACCCAUCCACUUGGGGAACUGCGUGGUGUCCAUGGACCCGGAAUGUGAUGACACCUUUGAGGUGCUGGACAUUCGACGGGAGUCCUUUGUUUUCCGCGCCUUAGACAAGUCUCGCACUCAGCACUGGUUCCAUCAGAUAAAGCGAUAUACUCGGGACUUGGGAACGUGGAGGAAAAGACGCAACGCUUUGCCCAACAUCAUGAUCAACACCAACCAGAGUCGCUCCUGAGACCGAGCAUCCAACUGCCUUCCUUCCCUUCGCGAUAAAGAACCCCAAACUGCAAAGCUGCACUUUGGAGCGCCACCAUGCUGCCGCCUCUCUUAAGUCCGGUAAAGCCUCUCGUUGACUUAGAAGAAGAGAAUAGCACUUUUUUUUAAACUUAGCUACGGCCGAUCCACAUCAUCAUGAAAUCACUCGUGGAGACCGACUUUGAUCAAAUACUCGGACAACCAAAAAAACGGGGCUGUGUCGGCCAUGAUUGUAAAGACUGUUUUGUCCUCCAUGAAGAAGAUCUGUAUUUUCAGUACUAGUGUGUGUGCUGGGAAGCAUGACUGAACAUUUUUAUACCAGACUGUGAUGGACUUAACUGGAGUUUACAGACAGACAUGUUAGCGCUUUGUGUGUUUCCUGUUUGUGGUCGCCCCCCCAACCCCCCACUUCCCGUGUAUAUGCCGCCACCUAGUGCACUCUGGCGGCAGAGCAACAUUCACUGCCACAGAUUUGGUAGAGCCUCUGGGAGCGACUUGAAUGGAAACACAGCAAUAACCGAUCAGUUCCAAUCGGAGUAGCCGCUUUAUUCCCCCCCCCAAGACUCGCUUUGCUGCCAUUUUCCUGCUUCUUGUUGCUGGUCUCCCAAAUCGCUUCCGUGUUCUCGUACGUGCAAUCAAAGUCGAGUCGUGUUUCAGUUUGUUGUUCAGCAGAGUUUUUCAACCUCAGUCUGUAUGAAAUGCUAACUUUUGGUGGUCUGUCGAAUGGACCGCCAUCAUGAAAUUAGAUGAUGUCGAUGGUCCUUAUUUAUGUUUGUGACAUAACAUUAUCUGAUUUCCACAUUAUUAGAUUUAUUAUGGUAAUGGUUUGACCAUUACCAUAAUAAAUCUAAUAAUGUGGAGAUCAGAUAAUGUUAUGUUUAUUACUACCCCCAAUUUCGAUGUACGCCCAUAUGAAUCGAGUACAAGUACCAUCAGGUCAAAAGGUCACAUCCCUCAGGCAGCCUCAAGAACGACCUUGUUUUCCCGUUUGAUAAUCGCUUAAUUUGCUCACGAUUAAGUCCAGACCAUAUCAACCGGUCCACGGUCUUGAUAUGGUUCCAGUCUCCAGCCAAAGUAACCAACAGUCAAAUACGCAAAUUGAGAUAGUUUAAAACCAAUUCCUAGUCGGCCUACUCACUUUUGAUUUUCCAGAAUCUAGUUUGGAAUGAACACCAGCUUGCGCUCCUUGGUUUGGUCCAUUUGGUUAUUGGUGAACACGGUAAUCAAACUCAGGUGCAGACCAAAUCAAGCAGUACCUGGUCUUGGUAUGGUUCCAUACUCUAAAUCACGGAACUGGCAAAGAAGCAAAUCUGGAUUGAGCCCAAAGUUGGGCAGACACUGUGCGAAUUGGGACGGUUUUGACUUUUGACUGGAUUUCAAUCGGACAACUGAGGUCCGGUCUUCUCGAGAAGCGUUUGGCAGCUUUCCACAGAUCAGGUGACCUAUCGGACCUCUUGAGACCAAGUCUCUCAAAUCUCCACCAGACACGGAUACAUGGGAACAGGAUUAAAGAGGAGAAUUUUAGUGUAGGGCUGCACGGCGGUCGAGUGGUUAGCGUGCAGACCUCACAGCUAGGAGACCCGAGUUCAAUCCCACCCUCGGGCCAUCUCUGUGUGGAGUUUGCAUGUUCUCCCUGUGGGUUUUCUCCGGGUACUCCGGUUUCCUCCCACGUUCCAAAAACAUGCUAGGUUAAUUAGCCACUCCAAAUUGUCCAUAGGUAUGAAUGUGAGUGUGAAUGGUUGUUUGUCUAUAUGUGCCCUGUGAUUGGCUGGCCACCAGUCCAGGGUGUACCCCACCUCUCGCCCCAAGACAGCUGGGACCCUCGUGAGGAUAAGCGGUAGAAAAUUAAUGAAUGAAUUACUCAAUCGUAAUUAUUGUUAAUUUUCCAGCUAAGUGGUCAGGUUGAGAAACUCUGCUCCAAAAAAACGCCUCGACCGCGUCUAAUGUCUGAGCUGAUGUGCCUUGGCUCCUCCAAACUUCAACCACAUUUGCAAAGCCUCACUGAAGCAGCAUUUUGACAGACUAGACUGACCCCCGUCGGCCCCCCUUUCAGUCUGCAGGCGACGUUCACGACUUCAAAUCAUGAAAGCUUUAUUUUCUUUGUAGCACUUUACUGAACCCUCCAGCUAGAAGAGUUUACAUUAUUGCAUUCUCCACAACAGGCGGGUCCAUCGGAACGCUCCACGUUCCGAUGCCGUUCGUGUUGUCGAAGGGUGACUGACCAAGGUGGCGAAUCACUGUGUCCACACCAACACUACUGUGCUUUUUUUCCCCACCAUUUCUCAUUUCAAAUCAGACCUGCUGUAUUAUUUCCUGAUGUAAUAAUAUAUUGUGACUCAAUAUUAAAAAACAUUUUAAAAUUGUGUUGUUUUUUUUGUGUGUGGUGGGCUGAAAGAAAAAGACAGAUGGACCGUACCACACUGCGCAUACAAAUGUAUUUAAAGUUUAAGGAAGGUACACACGCUGAACACAACACGCACAAAGAUGAUGGCACAUGCAGAACCGCACAUCAGGUCCACGUUUGAAGGAGCAGCGUUCCAAGAUUUCUUCAACUAUUCCUUCACGAAAGUCGCAAAUACAAUUUGGUAAGGAAACAAAAACUGGAGAAAUGAAUUUUUUUUUUUUUGCAAAUAAAGUCACCAAAAAAAAAAAAAGACAUCCUUUCAGGAAUUCUCGGAGCAAAUCCUUCAGAGGGAGCCAAUCCACAGCGGCAUGGCUUGCUGACCUACAACUAGAACAAGGGUGUCCGAAGUCCAACCGGAAAUGUUACAUUUGAUAAAGAGCUGGGAUCCAGGAUGUUCCGACCCGAUUCAUAUACAGUAUUAGUACGGCCCUACACUGGAUUGGUUCUGCUGCAUCCAAAAUCCUUCCGUUCUUCCGUAUCCCGGCCUUGUUGGAAAAAGUAUGGACACCCCUGAAGUGGAGCACUGAUUAUCACACACGCACACACAGUCCGUCUUUGGCUGCUGGGCCCUCAAUCUGAACCUGGUUUUGGACGUCCGGGUGUGGUGGGGCCCUUUGAUCCAAAUUCCCUGCCCCCAAUUCCCAGUCUAUUAUUUGCCUCCCCCGUGCUCAGGCUCCUUGGCCAGGCCUCGGAUGGACAGGUCGUAGACCACCUCCUCGAUCUUCUUCACGUCGUACUUGAGGCCGUCGUAGCGUUUGCGAAGCGGGUCGUUCUUCAAGUUGAGGAGACGAAAGCCCGAGUCCAGCUCGUUGAUGAAGUUGGAGAUGCGGAGCGGGCGGUUGUAGUCGCCCG
Doryrhamphus excisus (bluestripe pipefish) is the source of this 7126-nucleotide messenger RNA. RefSeq names its product Rho guanine nucleotide exchange factor 49 (gene arhgef49). NCBI's taxonomy places the organism in Eukaryota, Metazoa, Chordata, Actinopteri, Syngnathiformes, Syngnathidae. Gene Ontology annotation, molecular function: guanyl-nucleotide exchange factor activity. The record is from RefSeq and is a predicted model, not a curated record. Gene Ontology annotation, biological process: positive regulation of Rho protein signal transduction.